AUGGCGGCGACGCCUUUCCAGACCGAAGCGUGGACCGAGUACGGCAUCGGUGUGCUCAUCUUGUUACUGCGCUACUAUGCGCGGUGGAAAGUUGUGGGGUUCAGGGGAUGGCAGGGCGACGACUGGUUUGCCGUUUUGGCUCUGGUAUUCUGGACCGCGGAGCUGUGUAUGCUGGAGCUAAUUGGCCAAAACGGAACCAACAUCGGCAUCACAGACGACAUCGGGGCCACAUUAACCCAAGAAGAAAUCGCCAAGCUCGAGUUUGGGUCAAAGUGUCUGCUGGCCGGCUGGAAUUUCUAUGUGACCCUGAUUUGGUGUCUCAAGGGCUGCAUGCUCUGCUUCUACAACCGCAUCACACUCGGCCUGAAGCAGCAAACAGUGGUCAAAUGGACCGGAGGCGCAUGUGUGCUUGCCUACGCGGGCGUCAUCGCCACGAUUUGGGGGCAUUGUACGCCCGUUCAGAAGAAUUGGCAAGUCGUGCCAUAUCCAGGUGACCAGUGCACCCUUGGUGUGGCAAACUACCUGUCCCUCGUGGUGCUGAACGUCUCCACCGAUCUUGUCAUUGUCAGCAUCCCAGUGCCGCUGCUCUGGAAGGUCAAGCUCGAUAUUCGGAAAAAGAUGUUCAUCGGCAUCCUUCUCUGCUCGGGCGUCUUUAUCAUGAUCGCCGCCGUGCUCCGUUGUGUCCUGUCGCUCAGAGACAUUGAAGGCAUCAAUAUUAGCACCAUUUGGGCUAUUCGAGAAACGUUCGUCGGCAUCAUCGCAGUCAACGCGGCCAGCAUCAAGCCCCUCUUCUCAGCCACACGCUGGCUCACCUCAAGCAAGGGCAGCGGCGAUCGCUACAAUGCGAACUCGAGCGGCAAGGACGGACAUGCGUUGGCCACAAUUGGUGGCUCGGGUGCCCCGCGGAACCCGCCGUCCAAGAACCGGUACCUCGAAACGGAACUCGCCGACCCUCCAAGCAGCGAAGAGCAUAUUGUGGGCAGUGGCAACAAGAACAGCACCGACUAUGGCAACGGGUUCCAUCCGAAUAACGGCGGGUUUCACAGCAGCAUCCGAGCUGGGAGUACGACGAGCGAACGAAGCGGACAUCAUGAUGGCAUUACGGUUACGACGACGUACGAGGUUAGUCCGCACAGGUCGACGCUCGAUGCCUAAGUUGUGGGACGGGUUUGGUUACCGGGGGAACCCCAAUAGUCAGGGGUAAUUCCAGUCUGAGUGAAAUUUACACACAACUACUGUACACAUAAUGAGCG
Molecule: messenger RNA, 1253 nt
Organism: Canariomyces notabilis
Lineage: Eukaryota; Fungi; Ascomycota; Sordariomycetes; Sordariales; Chaetomiaceae
Exons: 7
Coding region: 1-1155 (384 amino acids)
Source: RefSeq, a predicted model, not a curated record